UGUCUAGGGGCCGUAGUCACCAAGCCGCUCCUGCUGGGGGCUGCCCACGCCAACCACCUGCCUCUGUCGCCGCCUCUUCCAGCGCCCAGCUCCCCCUGGCUAGAACAUCCCCCAAGAUGGCAGAGGAGGGCAGCAGUACCAGGGACUGUGAGUCCCUCAGCGUGCUCAACUGGGACCAGGUUAGCCGGCUGCAUGAGGUUCUGACAGAGGUCGUACCCGUCCACGGACGAGGCAACUUUCCAACCUUGGAGAUAACCCUUAAGGACAUCGUCCAGACUGUCCGCAGCCGGCUGAAGGAGGCAGGCAUCAAAGUUCAGGACGUCCGAUUGAACAGCUCUGCAGCUGGCCAUGUUUUGGUCAAAGACAACGGCUUGGGUUGCAAAGAUCUGGAUCUCAUCUUUCACGUGGCUCUUCCCACGGAGACAGAAUUUCAGCUGGUGAGAGAUGUAGUUCUGUGUUCCCUUCUGAACUUUCGGCCAGAGGGCGUGAAUAAGCUCAAAAUCAGCCCUGUCACCCUGAAGGAGGCAUAUGUGCAGAAGCUGGUGAAGGUCUGCACAGAGGCAGACCACUGGAGCCUGAUUUCCCUCUCCAACAAGAACGGGAGGAACGUGGAGCUCAAGUUUGUUGACUCCACCCGGCGUCAGUUUGAGUUCAGUGUGGACUCCUUCCAAAUCAUUCUAGACUCUUUGCUGUUUUUCUAUGACUGCUCCAGUAAUCCCAUCUCUGAGCAUUUCCACCCCACAGUGAUCGGGGAGAGUGUGUACGGGGAUUUUGAGGAAGCCUUUGACCGUCUUCAGAACAGGCUGAUCGCCACCAAGAACCCUGAAGAAAUCCGAGGCAGGGGUCUUCUUAAGUACAGCAACCUUCUGGUGCGGGACUUCAGGCCUGCGGACCAGGAGGAAAUCAAGACUCUAGAGCGUUACAUGUGCUCCAGGUUUUUCAUCGACUUCCCAGACAUCCUGGAACAGCAGAGGAAGCUGGAGACCUACCUUCAAAACCACUUCGCUGAAGAAGAGAGAAGCAAGUACGACUACCUCUUGAUUCUUCGCAGGGUAGUGAACGAAAGCACCGUGUGCCUUAUGGGGCACGAACACAGGCAGACCCUGAACCUCAUCUCUCUCCUGGCCUUGCGAGUGCUGGCAGAGCAAAACAUCAUCCCUAGUGCCACCAAUGUCACCUGUUACUACCAGCCAGCUCCUUAUGUCAGCGAUGGCAACUUCAACAACUAUUACAUCGCCCAUCCUCCAGUUACCUACAGCCAGCCUUAUCCAACAUGGCUGCCCUGUAACUAACCUCGAGACCUGAGGGUUUCCACAGUGGGAACCCAUUUAGGGCAGGGGCUUUCAGGUAGGAGAGCCUCCUCCUAGAUGUAGGUGUUUGACUUUUAAAGGGGAACUCAGCUCUGACUCUGCUUUUCUUUGUGAACCCAUUGGAAUAGGUCCACAAGACUAUCAGGAGCCAACCCUAAAAGGACCCAUAUUACAGUGCCACUCUGGAAGAUGCAAUAGGAAGUGUGACCUCUCUACAUCUUUCUAAGAUAGUCACUAACUUGUCACUUCCCAGACAUUAGCACACGGGAUUUGAACUCUACACAGUCUCUGAGAUUGGGAGAGUUGGGCAGCAUGUGAGAAGCGUUAAAGGCACUCUUCUCGACUAAUAGCCUCCAGUCCUCUGCAGGCUCUCAUUCAGGAGUCUCAGCAGUUU
Molecule: messenger RNA, 1704 nt
Organism: Peromyscus leucopus (white-footed mouse)
Lineage: Eukaryota; Metazoa; Chordata; Mammalia; Rodentia; Cricetidae
Product: terminal nucleotidyltransferase 5C-like
Exons: 1
Coding region: 117-1292 (391 amino acids)
Biological process (GO): mRNA stabilization
Molecular function (GO): poly(A) RNA polymerase activity; RNA binding
Source: RefSeq, a predicted model, not a curated record